GUGGAAAGGAUUUGUGGAUUCUCUAGAAGAUUGCUUUGGUCAAGACAGUGAGCACCAUGAAGUGGCUGAUCCUGGUAUUGGCUUUUCUCCACCUGUCAGAGGGCCUGGAGAGGUGAGUGUCUCAACAAUAGCAACAAAUGAGCUAAAUAUAUGACUGGAAAUUAAAUCAAGUCAUACAUUUUCAGCCAAUGUUCUUAUAAUGUUCCAUAGCAAAAUUAAACCUUCGCUUCUCGGCUUUGAGAGUUUAUCUCCCUCACACUCCCUUGCUUUUAUUGAAUGAAUGGAUGAAUAAUAAAGAAGCACAAUGGGCCAUUAGUAGCUCCCAAUAACAAAGAAUAGGAAAGCAGGUGAAGAAAGAGUGCAUAGCAGAAGGACAGAAAGGCCACCCAUGUUGCUUCUUUGUGUCUUAUGCAGAGUCAUUCUGAAGAAAGGGAAAUCCAUUCGGGAGAACAUGAAGGAGAAAGGAGUGCUGGAGGAAUUUCUGAAGAAACACCAUGCUGAUCCUGCGUUGAAAUACCACUGGAAUGAAUACAACAUUGCUUACGAACCAAUAACCAACAACUUGAAUGUGAGUAUUGCAUCAAUAUGAAUCUGUACCUCUUCUCUCCUCCUUCUCAGAGUGGUAGAGAAAAUACAUGAACUUGCACAUUGAGCUCAGCAGUUGAUAAUGCCAUCAAACAACCCAUUCCCCCUACAAUAAGAAUGAACUGAACACUCAACCGUAUGUGCUCAGAGGUGUGAAUUGGGGCUCUCUGUUUUAUGACAGCAAGACACAGAUGUUUGUCCAGUGUGCAUUAAUAAAACACACCAUAAAUGAUGUCAGAUUCUACUUUUAAUUUUGGGGGUCAUGGCUUCAUGGUAUCUUCUUUGCUUGCUGACUUGUCUGCUGAGCAUUCCAUGAGACACACUAAAGAUUAUGAGCCUGGGUAAAGGCUCCAGAGAAGAGAUAUAUGCAUCUUUGCUUGCCAUGUUCAUCCCAACAAAGGCAGAUGCAUUUUCGUGUUUUGUAUCUUCAGUAGAGGAAAGUGCUGUAGUGAAAACAUCCACCUUCAAGUCCUUUCUCUGGAUGUUGGCAGUUAGAGAAGAGGAUUAGGGAUUAUGAUUCUAGCAUCUUGCAUAACCCUCCUGUUUGCUUUGCUGUAUGCUCUUGGAGAGUAGUGUAGUUUACCUUCUCUGUGGGAUGCAUUGCUAAACUGAAGUCUUCAUGAUCUAAAUAGCCCCUUUGAGAUCAUUGGUAGCAAAUUAUUAGCAAGGUGGUGAAAUGAUAAGAGCAUUAAAAGAUGUGGUGAAAUUCCUUUAUUCCACCUCAUUCAAGCUUUCUCCAUUGGCAGUCUUUCUACUUUGGAGAGAUCAGUAUUGGAACUCCACCCCAGAACUUCCUGGUUCUCAUGGACACAGGUUCUUCCAAUCUCUGGGUACCUUCUGUGUAUUGUAAUACUGCAGCCUGUGGUGAGUACUCUACACAGUUGCUGAAAGUGGCUGUUUGUCUUCAAGAAAGCACUUCAUUUUGUUUAGAAAUAAUCUUACUGCAAACCUUAUUUGCAGCUUCCAAACCUGGAAUAUCAUUAUAAUAUAUUGACGGACAACCCUAAGAUUCUCCUCCCUCCCCUGUUUCUGGGCACAAGCCCGUCUUUCUCUGAGUUCAAAUUCUUUAUUUUUUCUCAACAUAUCAUGAGAUAUGAUACUAGAGCUCAUUUGAAGCAUUGUGUGUGCACAGUGUGGGUUAGAAACAGCAAAUGGUGUUGUGAUGGCCAGAUACCAUGAUGCUACUCAGCUAAGAAGUGCUGGAGGAAUAGUCAAUGCAAGCAGAUCUUAUGAAAGCAAUAGCAUAUUGCAUUAAUCAAGACGGGCAAAUCUGUCAGUUUCAGCUUUUCAUUUUUUCCAGUCUUAUGUUCAGUUUGUCACAUUACUGCAUUGGUUUGCAAAUCUUCUUUUAAAAAGUCCUCACAGAAAUGCACAUAUAUUUUAGUGCGCAUUUCUCCCAAUAUACACAAUUUUGUAAGCCAUUUUGUCUAAUAUACACAUUUUCUGUAAGCAAUUUUCCCUAAUAUAUACUAGCCACAACAGUUAUUUUCUACCUUCUCUGUCAGAGUCAGCAUGACUCAGAAUACUGGCUCCUGGGAAUCACAGGUGAGAAGAGAAAACUGUUUGCACUCACAUCCUGCUUACUGGCUUCCAAUAGGCAUCUGAUUGACCAUCAUGACAACAGAAUUCUGACUUAGAUGGGCCAUUACCAUGAUCCAGCGGCUCUUCUUAUAUUCUUAUAUAACGCAUUUUAGUAUAUUAUUUUCAUUCAUAUCAUACAUUUUUAUGUACAAAUGUUCUAGCGAUGAAGAUACAUUAUGAAGCUGUCCUCAAACCAUGUUAAAAUGGUGCAGGGCCCUAAUUUUGACCAACAAUGGGGACCUUCUGAGGUAAAUGCAGUACAAUGUUUGUAUAUUUUUUGUGAGAAGUGCCCCUUUCCUGUUGCCUCCUUUUUAGCCUCUUCACUAUGUGUGCAUAUAAGAGUUCAUGGGUGAUAGGCUGGGUCUGUAGCAAAGUCAGAUCUGUUGUAAACUGAAUCUUGCAUGCUAAUGGGCAGCUUUCACUGCCUCAUAGAGAUAGAUUUGUACUCUGUGUUUCUUUUUUAUUCUAGGUAACCACCAUAGGUUCAACCCCAGUGCAUCUUCCACUUACUCCAACAAUGGACAGACCUAUACACUAUCCUAUGGGAGUGGUAGCUUAACUGUCAUGCUAGGCUAUGAUACAGUGCAGGUAAGUGAACUUUGCACUGUGAGUCACUCAUCCUUAAGUGUGCCACAUUCUGGGAAUAUUCAAACUAAGGUAAAGCUAAUAAUUCUGGGAAUCCAGUUACCAAUGGCAGGAAUCCUUUGCAGUAUAAGAAUGCAUCCUGUUCUGAACUCAGCAUCGAAAUCUGAAUUUAACAAGUGCAAAAAACUAAGUUCCUAAGGCACAGCAGUGAUUGGUGGUACCCACUGAGAUCCAGUUUUGCUGAGAUUGACACCAGACCACAUUUUGAAGAAUCCACUCCACUGGGACUCAUUGUCUCUUCGUGUAGCAUUAUUCCUAAAAUGUUGAGUAUUGCCUGCCAGUUAUCACGAUUCACGUUGCAAGUGAACCUCACUGAUUCCUUCUCUCCAGGUCCAGAACAUUGUCGUUCAAAACCAGGAGUUUGGCUUGAGUCAAAAUGAGCCUUCCAGUCCUUUCUACUAUGCCAGUUUUGAUGGGAUUUUAGGCAUGGGCUAUCCCGGCUUAGCUGUAGCAGGUCCCACCAUUAUGCAGCAGAUGCUAAGACAAGGGCAGCUUUCUGAACCCAUCUUCAGCUUCUAUUUCUCCCGGUAAGAUCCAAAACCUGAUAUUUUUGUCAGGGGUAUGUGCAAGAAGAAUUAAUCUAGGAUAAAUAAAAUACUCCUACAUGGUUCCAUCCUUACAGUAACAAAACACAGUUGAGAAUGAGCGUAUGAGCAAUUGAUGCAAAUUAAGCUUUCUGUUAGCCCCUUGACCCUUCUUAAUCAACCUUCCCUUUUAAUAUCAUCACUGGAGUGAUGAAAGGAUGGAUUUUCAACAGUGGAGUGAGAUCCUUGUUAAUGUGGGGCAAAUUUGUUCCUGUUCCUGAUUUGUUCUUUCCCCCUUUGACCUGCCAACUGUUUAUUGCUCUCCAUUUAUGCUUUCUCUAAUCUUCUCUAGGCUUAUUUACCUGUGGACUUAUAGAGCACCAUCAAAUUUAUAGGUAGUUAGAACUAAUCCUUGUCUUUUUUAAACCAUUUUUGUUUCCUCAGCCAACCAACUGCUCAGUAUGGAGGGGAAAUGGUUUUGGGAGGUGUAGACAAUCAGUUGUACUCUGGGCAAAUUACCUGGACGCCUGUCACCCGUGAAUAUUACUGGCAGAUUGGUAUUCAGGAGUAAGUGGCACACAUAAUUUCCAUUUUACCUAUACCUAGCUGUGCUUUCCUGCUUUAAACAUGUUCCAUUUCCAGGUGACAAAAAUGGCUUUGCCUUUCUGCAGAGUGGGGUACUUUUAUUCCUCCUGCUUACUGCUUUAGAAUACGUGUGUUGUGGGCUUGGGACUGGAAUGAAACGAUUGCAUCAAUGGAUAUUCCAGCUGGUUAUAGCAUUUAACUAAAAAUAAAAAUCCAAACAAGCAACAAUAUAUUGCAGUAUGAAUACUGAGAAAAUAUAGAUUUUCUGGAACUAAAAUGUUGCCUUGAGGAAAACAUAUAAUGUCUGCAUCUUUAUUGUGCGCACAUACUUGAAUGCAUGUAAAAUCCAGAAAGGCCAUUAACAACUUCUGUCAUAGCCAAAGAUCACUCUUUUGUGCCAGCCUCAAGAGAAGCAAUAGGGUUAAUAUCUUAGCAUGAAAAUGAUUGGGUGGAUCAGUGCACAAUCUACUCCAAUUAAUAUGUGACAAGAUGAAUCCUAUGGGGAAGCUCUGUGAACGGGAGGAAGCGUAGGUGGGAAAGACUGAAUCUCAACCAGUGAAUUUUCUGUAUAAUAUAUGUGGAAGGAGGUGGCGCGUUUUGUUUCAGUGUACAAUGCACAGCUACAGAGGUGAGUCUCUGAGAACCCAUUUGGGGCCUUAAUAUCGCUUCUUUCCUCUGCAGGUUUGCUAUUGGCAGCCAGGCUACUGGCUGGUGCAGUCAAGGCUGCCAGGCAAUCGUGGACACUGGAACAUAUCUACUUGCUGUCCCACAGCAGUACAUGGGGAAUUUCUUGCAAGCUAUAGGUGGUCAAGAAUACAAUGGUGAGGUGAGUAGAUGAGGUAAUUUCAGAAAGCCACACCUCAGGAGACAGUGAGCUGCUUGCAGGAAACACAAUGUGCUCAUAGAACUUUGCUAUAUGCAUCAAAAAGAACGGAAAAUAUUUUGCUUGUUUUAGCCUGUUUUCUACAGGGGACAUGACUCAACCAACCUCUGUUCUAGCAUACUCAAAUAGUUAACCUUCCCUCUUUAUUUGUUCUUUUUCAGUUUGUGGUGAACUGCAACUAUGUCCAGAACAUGCCCACCAUCACCUUUAUCAUCAACGGAUCCCAGUUUCCACUGCCUCCAUCUGCCUAUGUCACCAAUGUAUGUAUAUACCAUAUUGCUAAACAUAAUUCCCCAGAACAGUAUGCGUUUUGAACCAUGCUAUGUUUAUAAUACCUGUCUCCUUGAUCCUUGCCCAUCCUGGCUUAUAAAAGUGAGCCGGGAAGGGCUGGGCGAUGGGCUCUGUGGGGUGGUGAAUGCUUCCCUCUGUGAGGGAGCCUUCCCAGACCUGCUGAAAGAGGCAAUUAUAAAUAAUAAAAUUAUUAUUAUUAUUAUUCCAUCAUUAUCGUAUUCUGUCAUUAAACCUUAUAAAUUACCUGAUUUCUGUUUUAACAACAGAUUAAGAGUCUGGUUUUUCUAUACUAAGGGGUGGCAUUUAUUUACUCAGGAAAACUGUUGUAAUGGUGCCUUGUAUUUUUUUCUCCUAACGUUUUUUGUGGGGUCAUUUUAAUUUUAUUUUUUGAGACCAUAGACCUGACACGGAUCUAUCAUUGAUGUUAGAAUUCUUUUCUAGAUUUAUAGUUGCAGAUUGUUCCUAAAGAGAUGUUUGCUUGGACUGUAGUUGCCAAAAGGAAGAGUAUGAGUAGUACUAGCACCUAUAAAAUAGUGAAAAAGUAUCCCUCCAUUUUGUCACUUCUCCCAGAGUGGAGAUGAUGCUCACUGGGCUAGCCUCACUAUUGGCCCUGUCUGCAUUGUGGCCAGCCCUGAAUCUGGACAUGUAGAUGGUCAGAGACAUACUGGAGCAUAUCAAAUGUGGAACUCUAGUGUGUCUUUGCGAACAAGUCCUUAUUCCAGGCUUCCUUGAAAUGCUGUCUUAUUUAUUUCCUCAGCAUAGGUUUAACUUGUUUUGUUUUGUUCCACAGAAUAAUGGAUAUUGUACAAUUGAGAUUGAGGCUACGUACUUGCCUUCUCCAACUGGGGAGCCACUGUGGAUCUUGGGUGAUGUCUUCCUUAAGGAGUAUUAUUCUGUCUUUGAUAUGGCCAACAACAGGGUGGGCUUUGCACCUUCAGCCUAGAUAAAGAAAAAAAAGCCCAAUUCUUUUCUGGAUCAAUAGUGCUACUCUUUGGGAAUUCAACAGAAUCAUUCUACAUUGUUUGUAAAGGAAAUUGCAGUAUUCUUACCUUUCCACAAUUCAUCUGCUACUGCUUUUAUACUAUAAAUUCUCUUGAGAUCCAUUGCUAUGGAGAAAUAAAUACCAAUAUGCCAAAUUUCUGGCUGUCUGUUUCAAUAUUGUAUGUGUGGGUAUCUGAGGUUCAAUCUAGGAAACAAUCUAGGUGUUCCUUUUUUCUAUGUCUUGUCUCUUCAGUGACUCCUCAGGUCUUAAAAUCCUGAGUUCUGAAUCAUGAACUAAGAGUCUAUAAUGAAAUUUGAGGAACUCUAUGGCAUUGAUUCCAGUUUUGGAAAACUGAAUGGGAUCAAUUUCUCCCAAGGAGUAAAACCAACUUCAGUAAUAAAAUAUCAGCUUUAAAAUUUUGCAGGUUACUGAGAGAAACAUAAAAAACAAGCAUAGCAUAUGUCAUAAAUCUACAUAAACACAUUGAUCGUCCAAAAUGUCAUUACUUUGGCAGUCAUGAUAUUUCAUCUUUUUAGGACUACCAGGGCCGAUAAUAGUAAUCAUCUAAUAAAUGUAAUCUAGAAAAAUAAAAGCCUAAACGAAGGCAUGAUAUAAAAUAAUGAGCAGUGUCGAGAGAGUUACUAAUUAUUAUCUCAAAAUACCAGAAAUUGAUAUAAUUCAAUGAAACUGAUUGGCAGUAAGUUGAGGACAGCUAAACAGAAGCACUUUUGCACACAAUGUGCAAUUGACUUUUGGAAUUCAGUAUCACAAAAGUGUUGAUAGCCGUUAGCCCUAGAUGGAUUUUAAAGAGGAGCAGACAUAUUAAUGAAGGAUAAUCUGCCAAUGGUUAUUAGCAAUGAUAGCUUAAAUGGAGCUUCUCUUUUCAGAAACAUUAUUUCACUGAUUGGGGGACAAACAGGAGAUGAAUAUCUUCAUCAUGCCCCCACUCCAUUACAGAUGAUAGUAUGCUAGACUAGACGUACCUUUGGUCUGACCCAAGAAGACAUGUAUUUUUCUGCCUAUUAAAAAAGAAGAAACCUGUUAAGGAAAUCCUAUUUCAUAUUAGGCUAUUAUUUUCUGACACAAUGCAGAAAAGAAUCAUUAAUAAAGAUGACGGACUCCG
Podarcis lilfordi (Lilford's wall lizard) is the source of this 7199-nucleotide messenger RNA. Lineage: Eukaryota; Metazoa; Chordata; Lepidosauria; Squamata; Lacertidae. The record is from the annotation of a GenBank genome assembly.